This is a messenger RNA of Micropterus dolomieu (smallmouth bass), 1976 nucleotides long. It is a transcript of the gene tnfaip8l2b, whose product is annotated as tumor necrosis factor, alpha-induced protein 8-like 2b. The coding region runs from base 285 to 845 and encodes 186 amino acids. Gene Ontology annotation, cellular component: cytoplasm. Gene Ontology annotation, biological process: regulation of apoptotic process. Lineage: Eukaryota; Metazoa; Chordata; Actinopteri; Centrarchiformes; Centrarchidae. The record is from RefSeq and is a predicted model, not a curated record. The transcript has 3 exons.
AGAGAGACACUGAGGGGUGUGUCAUAGCAAUUUAGUUCCUCAAGGAAGUACAACUCAACAUUAUCUUAAGACAGGGUGGCGGCACUGACAGAAGCGCUGCAGGAGGGCUGUUUUUUGAGUUUUGGUUCAGAUUGUAGUGAAGAUGAAGGGAUCUCAUUAAAUCAACUGGCCUGUGCUCUCAACUAAGACACAGAGCAGAGAGAGAGAGAGAGAGAGAGAGAGAGAGAGAUAUCUGACACAGACCAGGAGGGAGGGGGACUCAGCACACAGACUUUCAGGCAACCAUGGACCACUUCAGCUCAAAGGACAUGGCCUUGAGGGCACAGAAAAAGAUCCUCAGCAGCAUGGCCACCAAAAGCUCUGUCCAAAUGUUCAUUGACGACACCACCAGUGAGAUCCUGGAUGAACUAUACCGUGUCUCCAAAGACUACUCGGGUAAUAAAACUGAGGCCCAGAAGGUGAUCAAAGACCUGAUCAAGAUUGCUGUGAAGAUUGGCUUGCUAUUCAGGAACAACCGCUUUAGCACAGAAGAGUUGGGAGUGGCAGAGGACUUUAAGAAGAAGCUGCACCAAGGGGCCAUGACAGCUAUCAGCUUCUACGAGGUGGAUUUUACCUUUGAUAAGGCAGUGAUGGAGGAACUCUUGACCAGCUGCAGGGAUUUGCUGCUGAAACUGGUCAAUACCCACCUCACCCCUAAAUCCCACGGUCGCAUCAACCAUGUCUUCAACCAUUACUCCGACCCCGAACUCCUGGCCAAACUGUACGACCCCAGUGGCCCCUUCCGACCCAACCUUACCAAGAUCUGCAAAGGACUCGACAAACUGAUGGAGGACGGGACAAUAUGACACAGAAACAGUAAAAUGUUCAGUCAGACACUGGGAGAUCUACAGGCAGACUCACUUGAGACUCAAAACUGUUGGACAAAAUUGGUCUUUCUGCUGCUGAGGACUGGCAACGUAAGACAGGUGAUUUGAGAACAAAACUGCUGCCACAUUGUUCUCAGAGAACAUGUGGGAUAAAAACAACGUUGGUUGAGUCAUUCCUAAAGUUUUUAAUGUUUAGAGGUGAUAUACUGUAUUGUGAUACAUACUUGUCUAGUCAGACAAAGUUCACAGAAGCCAAACUUGAAUAUAAAUCUGUUUAUACUAUAUCUUCGGUUUAAUUAGAUUAUGAUCCUCCAUUGUUAAUAUUUUAGACCUCGAAAUGUUUCAUUCAGAACUACUGAUGUUGUGUGUUAUGGAGAGGAGGAGUUAAAGCUCCGACAGAUUGCAUAAAGAGGACCGAAAGGGAACAAACGCCACUGUAAUACAACACUGCCAUCUGGUGGUUGCUUCAGCAACUUAGUGUACAGUAUUUACUGAGGCAUCCGGAAGAAAAAGGAGCAAAUAAUAAAGCAAACAAGCAAACAGUGGACAAUUGCUUAAACCAACACUCUGUAGUCUUGGCUUCAAAACAUGUUUAGAAGCAUCAAGAAAAACACUGGCUCUUAAAUGGUGUUGACUGUAAAAGCUGUUAAAGAGAUGUUAAUCCUAUAAUUAAUGUUUUCUAAAGAUUAAAGCACCAGUGUUAUUUUGUGGUUUUACAUUACAAAGAAAUUGAAUAUUAAUAGACAAAAGGUAGAAUCAAGUCACAACUGGAUACCCCCUUUUAUAUAAGUGAAAUAUUGUAAUUUAGUGUUUAACUGCUAAAGUGUUUUCUUUCUUUGUGUCAGCAAUAAUGUGGAGUAAAGCCAGUUACACUAUUAAGCUACAGUAAGCUCUGAUAAAGAUCUAAUGAGUGUGCUAAUGAGAAUCAAGUUUCUGGAGUUGCCUUUAUGGACGGCCAAGAGAGCUCAACCUUGUAAGACAAGUGUGGACAAACAUAUGUAUUUAGACCUGAAACUAAACAUGGGAUCAAAACAUUUUAAUUCUAAAAUGAACUAUACAAAACUUAUGGAAUAAAAAAAAUUGCAAAUAAAACAUUGCUGUCAAAAUAUA